Messenger RNA from Peronospora belbahrii, 984 nucleotides. The record is from the annotation of a GenBank genome assembly. Lineage: Eukaryota; Oomycota; Peronosporomycetes; Peronosporales; Peronosporaceae.
AUGAUUGUUGACAUUGAACCAAAAGUGCUUGGCCUGCAACGAAACGAUACUAUAACUGACUCAAUUGAGCUUGUACAGCGUCUAAAAGCAUGUCCUGAACCUCAUUUCAAGACCAUUCAAGCCGUUGAGCGUUGGCGACAAGUUCGUUUACGAAUGCGAUGUUUACUACGUGGUAUCAAACGCUGUGAAAUUUGUCGCAUGGAUGGUAAAAAUCCGAUUAAUCAUGCGACAUGUCGAGCUUCGAUACUACAUAAAGAUUUCUGGCUUGAAGCUUUGGAUGAACAGCAUCGGUAUGGAUUUCAUCUUCGAGCUUUUCAUAAAGCAUGGAAGCAUGAGAUGACUGAGAGAAUGGAUCGAUUGUCUAGUAGUCGAGAUAGUUCAUUUUUUCAUUGGCUUGAUUAUGGCAAUGGGAAGAAUGUUCAUGUACCAGAAUGUAGUCAACAGGAUUUACGAUCGACUUGUGUAGAAUAUUGCAAUGCUGAGCAACGUAAGCGGUAUGAAGUCAAGUUUGUCUCGUAUGAUAUGAACGAUGAAGUGAGAGUGGAAUAUGCAUUAUCAGGACAUGUAGUACAUACAGAUGAACAGAGUAAAUGGAUUUUUGUCUUGGAUUUAUCAGGUCAAAUGUACCUUGGUCGGAAACGCAAGGGACGAUUCCAUCAUUCUAGUUUUGUCACAGGUGGUCCAAUCUUUGCAGCAGGCAAGAUUAUCAUUAAACACGGUGUCAUUAUUGCGAUUGAGCCACAUAGUGGUCACUUUAAACCACGACUAGCCAACCUAUUGGCUCUUUGCUUCAUGCUGGCAAAACAUGGGAUUGAUAUCGAGAAUAUUGCAUUUAUUAAGCCCAAGAAGUGGACGUGUGCAUGGCCUUUUCCAUCACAACCAGGGCUUGAGCUUGAAGAUUUUGUCGGUACGUCUGACACAGACUACGGUGCUGACAAGUCGGACUCGGAAGAGUCGCAGUCACUGAUGGUAUCAGUAGAAUAA